AUGACUGUCCCUGCACAACACAAGCAGUGCUGGCAGGAGUGCUGCCCAGGACCCUCCUUGCUGAGACAGGUUCCUGGAGGAGAGGGAGCAGCUUCUGGGCAAGAAAGAUCUGCUAUGGGGCUGCUCUGGGAUAGUGCAGUUUGUGCUCCUGAGCAGUGCCUGGGGCACAACACAGCCUGUUUCACACAUUUCUCUCCAUAUCACUAUGAGGCACAGCAACAGUCCAGUCCUAAACCAUGGUCAGAAUUGCAGCCCAAUGCUCUUGCAGAGGGAGGGAGCAAGGGAGAGCAUGGCAUGUCAGUUAAACUGAACAAUUCUAGUGUUAAAAUUCAUAUCAGCACUAAAGCAGCACAACUUCUUUUCCUGAUGUGGAAAGAGGACCUCUCUGGCUUCAGUCUGGAAGAAGUUCCCAUGUCCUCACUUGGUGAAUGCCUCUUGAGCUUGUCUGGUAUAAGCCAGAAAAUUGCUUCUCUUGAGAAUGUUUUGCUCUGUGAAGGCUACAUCUACAUGUGUACCAGCUUCUCAGCUAAAGUGAAAGAGUAUUUGACAAAUACAAUCUCACACCUUCAAGCAGCAGGAAAUAAAUUUUAUGCUGCAAGCUGCAGACAAGAUGGUGAUUCUCAGAACCAGACUGGUGAAAAUGCUUCUGGAGAAAGAGAUGUGCAUUGUUUGGAAGGAGAAGCAACAGACUCUGUGCAAGCAUCUUCCAGUUCCAGACAGCAAUUCCAAAGAAAGCCUUUUCUGAACAAGACAGAAAGUCAAAAUGUCAAUCAAACCCACACAAGUGAAAUUAAAACUGUGGGGACAAUUGUAUCCUUAGCUGAAAACAAAUCUGCUCAAGAACAAGACACCAGCAGAGAGUCUCCAAUGAAAAAGGAAGAUGGUGAACACCAACUAGUGAUUUUCUGUUUUACAGAGAAAAAAGAGUGCAGUGGAAAACUUCAUGGAGGUAGCUCUGUUACUGAAAAGCCUCCAGACCUGGCUUUUCAGGAUGCUCUCACAAGCAAUGAGGAAGACAUUCUGUCUGGGACAUUGAAGGACAUUCAUGACAGAAGCACCAUGAAUUCUUUUCAACAGAAGAAAAAGGAAGUAUGAAGACCACAAAUGGAAGACAGUGAAAUAAAUUUUAAAAAAGAGAUUUUUAGAAAUUACCUAAGUACCUUCACAUCUUCAGCACAAACUUAUGAUCUUCCUGAUGUGAAUCCUUCUGUGAGUGAUUCAGAAGAAGUACAAAAAUCUAGAUAUUGGAUGAACAAAGAAUUUCUAGUCAAAGUGAGUGGGGAAAAACCAUAGGAAAUAGUUUGUUUUAUUAAAGCCCCUGCAACUGUUCUGGAGAAUCUGAAGUGUAAUACACUCAAUGACACUAGUUCCUUGGUGGUGGAUGAUUCUGAGGAGCUGGUCAGCAAUGUCACCAGUAUGGAAUGUUAUGAUUAUGAAAAACCGCUUUUCCCUAUCAACAUUGCAAUCCCAUUUACAUCAUGCUUCAGAGGAAAUUAUCAGGAGAUUAGGGUAAAGGUAACUGAUGCCAACUUCCAGUCAAACUACUUAACUCCUAUUUCUUUGCAAGGAUCCCAAGGAAACCAUAAGGAAAGCUUUGCAGAAGUAAAAAUUUAUCAUCUGGGGGUUUUUUCUUUGUUGUCAUGCUUAAAGAAGGAAACAUUUACUGUUCCAAAGGCAGGACUCUUACAAAAGCUGAACGUGGAUUCUCAAAUCUCUUUCUCUUACCAUUCAGAAACAUUCAGUUCUCUGGCACCUAGGCAGAUAAAGAUUCAGCCAAUUGAGCCAUCAAUUUCAGCAUUGAAAGCAAGACAUUAUAUGUAUCACUCAGUGAUAUCUAUGAGUGCGCUGGUUCAUGUCCAGCAUCCUUCAUCCCAACCUUUUAACAGCUCAGUCACUAUUACUCUACCCUGUCCUCCCAACCCAGACAAAAAAAGGCAAGGAGUUGAGACAGAAGAUGCAAGAGCCAUUAGUGCUACAGUAAAGAGGGUUGCUGCAGCAUACCAUCCUCAGGCUGUGAGCACUUCUGUGAGAAAAAGUGGGGACAAUCUCAGUGAUACUUUGAAAUUAUUAGGUCAUAGAAAUGAAGAGGGGUGGAAGGUGUUUGAUGAUGUUAUUAUCUAGAAUGCACAGAAUGGGCUUGUAUCUUUUGAACUAAAUGAGCAUUUAUAAAGCUUUGUGGUCAUUUGCCUUGCAUUCCUUUUGGAAAACAGGUAUCUUCUCCUCUUUGCUCAGGCUCUGGGAGAAGCUCUCUGUAGCACGACGGCUAAUGUGAUACUGUAUCAGAAAAGAGAAAACCCACAUAAAAUAGUAGUUUUGCUGUCUGCAUCCAGAGAAUUAACCAAUGAACUUCAAAAGCUCUAUGAGGAAGGUUAUAUUGGUCCCCCAGAACCUACACAGCACUUCCCAUUAAGACAAGGAGAGCAGACUCAUUUUAGAUUUGGAGGAAAUAUUUCUGCUUCAGAAAAUGUACGAACUGAACGAGCUCCUGAGCAAUGUGCUCCAGGUGACCCUCCUUUGAGCAGGAGAGUUGGACCAGAUGAUCUCUUAAACCCUUGUGAAUUCUGUGAAACCUGGUUCCUCAGAAACACAUGCAGGGAAUGGAGAAGCUUCAGGAAAGCCUACAGACUGAUUUUUCAUUCACAAAGAUAACCAAGGCUGGAGCUCCAAAUUAAAGAAGGGGAUGAAUUUGGUAACCACAGUUCAUCUCAUUACAAAGGAACAGCGGUGUUUUAUAAAAUUACCAGAGAGAUGAUACCAAAGAAAUGGGAACAAACCUUACCAUAUGAUGAAUAUCAACACCAGUCUCCACUGUGCAAAUUAGCAUUAACACUGCCAAAGCAUGAAAAAUUGAUCCACUGUCCACAAAGAACAAAAAGAUUUUUUUCUGAUUCAUCAGAGGCCCUAUGGGACAAGUUGCUGUUCUGCCUUGCGCAAGAGCUUGCAGAAGAUAAUAUAUCAUUGUUUGCUUUAUGUUUACCUGUUCGACGGAGCAUGUUUCAGCUUGUUAGGCUGAAGGGCCCUGAUAAUUUAACACACCAGAUGUAUGAGCUGCUUUGCUGCUGCAAAAAGACCCUUGCAAAGUCAGCUGAUAAACAGCAGAUCUUGUCUCAGUAUUUGCAGAAGAGUGGCAGAAGUGAUCUUUCAGAAGAACUUCAUUUAAAGUGGCAAAAUAAGGUGUUCACCUGA
Molecule: messenger RNA, 3186 nt
Organism: Melozone crissalis (California towhee)
Lineage: Eukaryota; Metazoa; Chordata; Aves; Passeriformes; Passerellidae
Gene: DTHD1
Product: death domain containing 1
Source: RefSeq, a predicted model, not a curated record